Molecule: messenger RNA, 1095 nt
Organism: Vigna unguiculata (cowpea)
Lineage: Eukaryota; Viridiplantae; Streptophyta; Magnoliopsida; Fabales; Fabaceae
Product: fasciclin-like arabinogalactan protein 11 pseudogene
Source: RefSeq, a predicted model, not a curated record
ACUUGCAAUCUUUCUAAUAUCAUCCAAACCUUCAUUUAACAAAACCAAAAGAUGAUGAAAAAGCAAUGUGUUUUGUCUUUCUCAGUAGCACUGUUAGUUUCAUUUUUGUAUUCCACCACCACUUUAGCCCAAUUAUCACCAGCUUCUGCCCCUCUCAAACCAUCACAACCUACACCUACCCCACCAGCUGAAGCUCCUAAACAGCCAUUGGUUCCCUCAUUGCCACAGUCACCAAGUGAUUCCACUCCUGACACUUCAGCAGUUGACAUUGUUGGAAUCCUGAGGCAGGCUAAGUCAUUCAACAUCCUAAUCAGACUCAUGAAAACCACCCAAUUGAUCAACCAACUCAAUGCACAACUCCUCACUACUAAAUCAGGUGGCAUCACCAUUCUUGCACCUGAUGACAGUUCCUUCUCCGAACUCAAACCAGGCUUCCUCAACUCUCUUUCUGAUGGCCAAAAGCUCGAGCUCUUACAGUUCCAUGUUCUUUCAGAGUAUGUGUCUAGCUCCAACUUUGAUACCCUGACCAACCCUGUGAGAACCCUUGCAGGGGCUAAACCUGGAAAGGUGGAACUGAAUGUGAUAAGUUACGGAGGGAGUGUGAACAUCUCAACGGGUGAGGUUAACACCACCAUCACUGGCAUUGUAUACACAGAUAAGCAUCUUGCUAUUUACAAGGUGGGGAAGGUGCUUCUUCCUAUGGACUUCUUCACUGUUGCUAAAGCACCUGCAAAGGCUCCCUCGUUGGCUCCAGAACCUUCAACUGACGCAUCAAAGGCGCCUAAAGCUGAUAAAGAUGACUCAUCUUCUUCAGAUUCCUCACACGUUAAUCCCACCGAACAAAACUCCGGCACCAGCAAGAUCAGCGUGUACGGAAAGUUAGUGCAACUAGGACUAGGGCUUGCACUUGUGGCUACCACCAUGUAAACUUGAUGGGGACAGGUGGAGUUUUUGGUUCUUUAAAACACGCAUGUUCCUUUUAUGUAUGUUUCUAUUUUGUUUCCGACUAUGUGUUAGCAUAUGUAAACGGUUUGCAUGAUUGUCUCUUUUAUCAUAAAAUAUAUAGAGAUACGUACAACGUAUAACAAAGUGCAA